Molecule: messenger RNA, 3893 nt
Organism: Daphnia magna
Lineage: Eukaryota; Metazoa; Arthropoda; Branchiopoda; Diplostraca; Daphniidae
Product: ribonuclease 3
Exons: 7
Coding region: 160-3627 (1155 amino acids)
Biological process (GO): primary miRNA processing; rRNA processing; regulation of gene expression
Cellular component (GO): nucleus
Molecular function (GO): ribonuclease III activity; double-stranded RNA binding
Source: RefSeq, a predicted model, not a curated record
AUUACAGAAAACGCCAUCUAUUGAGAGAAAUAUCGUAAAAAACAGUGGUGUACACAUGAGCCGGUUGAGCCCAUCUUGACAGAAUCCCUAUCGGGAAAAUAUAGUUGUUUUUGCUUGUAAAGAUGCGAGAAAGCCUAUAAAGCAAAAUAUCUGGAAGCUAUGGAUGACCACAACAACACAAAUCAGCAGCCAUCGUAUCCCUUUAAUAAUGGAUAUCACUACAGUCAAACCAACCAUUUCAUUCCAACCAUGCACUAUAAUUUUCCUCCACCGCCUUUCCAUGAAAUGAAUAUCCCACCUCCUUCUCUGCCUUUAGGAUGUGAAUUCCAGCAACCGCCUCCUUACACACUUGCUCCACAUGCACUACAGUUAAGUUAUCCACCAAUGCCUGAUCCUUUUACCCCAAGCUAUUCUCAAGUCAGCCAAUAUUCGACUGGUCAAUAUGUUACACUUCAGCAACAUGUACCAGCUUGGAAUCCUGUGCAGAGUAAUGCUACACAGCCAUUGGUUUCGAGACUCCAAGGACCAUAUUCAGGCCACAAGCCAGUGUCAAAAAGACCACUGUCCAGUAGAGCAAGUGAAAAGCCAGCUAUGUCGCGGUCCAUCUCUUUAGCUACUGGAAGAUCUGAGCAAAGAAAGGCAUCUCAAAAUUCGACUUAUGAGGAAGAACAUAUCACUGAGCCAGAUCAAUAUUCUAGCAUAACUCCUGAAGAAAUCAUGGAAAAUGAGCGAAAAAUAUGGACUCGCUGUGCACCUGCUGAUCUCUACUAUACCCGUGAUGUGGCUAACCCUCGGUUGAUGCGUGGCACUGAUAAAUUGAAGAUUACAAUCAAUCAGUUUAGUAAUGACCUUCUUAAACGUGGAGACGAAGCGCGGACGAUGCAACCGAAAUUUGACUAUCCCUCCCGCAAGACUAGGAAACAUGGUGCACACUGCGGCGGCCCUUGUAAAGAGAAAGCCAAAAAGGCUUGUGAGUCUGAUUCAAGUACCUCCGAUUCAUCGUCGGAGGAAGAGGAUGAAGUCGACUUGGUACUCCAAGAAUUGGAAAGAAAAAAACAGCAUCCGGCUCGACUUCAUCCUGAGCUGUGGUAUAAUGACCCUGGUGAAAUGAAUGAUGGCCCGUUAUGUCGCUGCAGCUUUAAAGCCCGUCGAACUGGCAUUCGACAUGGAAUUUACGCAGGAGAAUCGUCAGCCAUGAUUUGUGACCGUAACUCGAAUAAUGGGGACAUUUUGCAUCACUAUCGGGUGACGAUUUCGCCUCCGACGAAUUUUCUUUUAAAGCGGCCGACAGUUAUCCAUCAUGAUGGACAUGAGUUCAUUUUUGAAGGUUUCUCACUUCUGUCUCACUACCCGCUCGAUAAAGUGCCUACCUGCAAGGUCAUUCGUUUCAACAUUGAAUAUACAAUCGUCUAUAUUGAAGAAAAAGUUCCAGAUAACUUUACCAUUGAGGAACUCGAAUUAUUUAGCCAUUAUUUAUUCCACGAAUUGCUUGAAUUGGUCGACUUUAACCUUCAUGCAGCUGGGGAUGCAAGUGGUUGUCCCCAAUUUCAUAUCCUUCCGCGUUUUGUAAGAGACCUACCCGACCACGGCAAGGAAAUGUUGUCGAUGAACCAAGUGCUUACGUAUCUAAUUCAGCAAAAUGUACCUGUGGUAGACGACACGGAGUUGGGUUACCAGCUCAAAUUACCUCAGCAUGAGUGGCAAAAUAUGGCAGAUUUUACAAAAGGAAUGAUUGUCACGAAACCAGGAGCCAAACCUUGUUCAUUAAGAGUAGACCAACUUGAUCGUGACCAACUACGAGCGGAUGUCAUCAGCUACCCGGAGAUUGUUCAUUUUGGCAUUCGGCCACCUCAGCUCAGCUAUGCCGGCAAUCCAGAGUACCAAAAGGCGUGGCGAGACUAUGUUAAAUUUCGCCACCUACUCGCUAACAUGCCAAAGCCAUCAUUUGAGGACAAACGAAAACUAGAAGCAAAAGAGAACCGGCUUCAAGAGAUGCGACUGCAGAAUAAUAUGAAACGUGAUGUGACAGUCGCCGUCUCUAGUCAAGGAUUUUACCGCACCGGAAUUAUGUGUGACGUCGUUCAGCACGGAAUGUUGCUUCCCGUUCUAGUUUGUCACUUACGUUUUCAUAAGUCGCUGGAUGUUCUUGAAGAAAGGAUUAAAUAUCGUUUCAAUAAUCGGUAUUUGCUACAAUUAGCUCUUACUCAUCCGUCCUACCGCGAAAACUUUGGAACCAACCCAGACCACGCUCGCAAUUCGCUAACCAACUGCGGUAUCCGUCAGCCAGAGUACGGUGACAGGCGCAUCCACUAUAUGAACACGCGAAAACGUGGAAUAAAUACGUUAAUCAACAUCAUGUCCCGUCUUGGCAAAAAACAGGAGACGGAGUCUAGCAUCACUCACAAUGAAAGAUUAGAAUUUCUCGGAGAUGCUGUGGUCGAGUUCUUAGCUUCCAUUCACCUUUAUCACAUGUUUCCUGAUUUAGAAGAGGGAGGUUUGGCGACCUAUCGAGCAGCCAUUGUCCAGAACCAACACCUUGCUCAGUUAGCCAAAAACCUUCGGCUUGAUCAAUUCAUGUUAUACGCUCAUGGAUCGGAUUUGUGUCACGAUUUGGAAUUGAGACAUGCGAUGGCAAACUGUUUUGAAGCAUUGAUGGGAGCACUCUUCCUGGAUGGUGGAAUAUCUGUGGCUGAUAGGGUGUUUUCCAACACACUCUUCAUGGACGAAAAAGACUUGUUGGAUGUCUGGGUCAACUAUCCGUCUCAUCCGUUGCAAGAGCAAGAAUUGGGUGGAGAUAGGAAAUGGAUCUCGUCCUUUCCCCUUUUACAAAAGAUGGUUGAAUUUGAAGAGUCGAUUGGAACACAGUUCACCCAUAUUCGACUUCUUGCUCGAGCCUUCACCGAUCGCAGCAUUGGCUUCAAUAAUUUAACGUUGGGAUCAAACCAGCGAUUGGAGUUUCUAGGCGACACUGUUCUUCAGCUGAUAGCAUCCGAAUAUCUCUACAAAUUCUUCCCGGAGCAUCACGAGGGACAUUUAUCUUUACUGCGAAGUUCACUCGUCAACAAUCGCACACAGGCCGUUGUGUGUGACGAUUUGGGCAUGACCAAUUACGCACUGUAUUCAAGUCCUAAAGCUGAACUGAAAACAAAAGACAGAGCCGAUUUAUUAGAAGCUUUUCUUGGCGCAUUGUACGUGGAUAAAGGACUGGAGUACUGUCAAACCUUCUGUCAGGUUUGUUUCUUUCCCCGCUUGCAAGACUUUAUCCUUCAUCAGGACUGGAACGAUCCUAAAUCGAAACUUCAACAAUGUUGUCUUACGCUGCGCACAAUGGACGGUGGUGAGCCGGAUAUUCCAGUUUACAAAGUGAUUGAGUGCAAGGGUCCAACGAAUACGCGCGUCUAUUCCGUUGCCGUUUAUUUUCGUGGAGUUCGAUUGGCCAGUGCAUCCGGGCAUAGCAUUCAACAAGCGGAAAUGAAUGCAGCUAAAGAAGCUCUUGAAAAGUCAAAAGAUCUCUUCCCGCAACUGAAUCAUCAGAAGAAAGUUAUCGGCAACACUGCCAAUGUACCUGGCCGCAAAACUGGUUCUGGUUGCGCUUAUGCAGACGAAGAAGGAGAGAUAACUCCCUAACGAAAUGCUAUAUGCAAAAGUAGGCAAAUAUUCUCCCUUUGGUCUACACACAAACAAAAAACCAAUGACUUCAAGGGAAUGUUUGUGAUCUAAUUAUUCCUAAAUUUUAAAAAGAAUUUUUAGGAGAUUCAGCAAUAAUCCAAGAAAAAAUUUAACAUUUCAAAUCCUGUUUCAAAGACAGCGCAAAAUGUUCCACCGAUGGCAUUCUUUUUCUUACACAUUUUUGCCAAUUGAAAAAAUACAGGGAGCCAGAAUGUUCGUUUAAA